This is a messenger RNA of Epithele typhae, 2457 nucleotides long. RefSeq lists its product as uncharacterized. The record is from RefSeq and is a predicted model, not a curated record. Gene Ontology annotation, cellular component: cytosol; ribonucleoprotein complex; nucleus. Gene Ontology annotation, molecular function: poly(U) RNA binding; poly(A) binding; mRNA 3'-UTR binding. Lineage: Eukaryota; Fungi; Basidiomycota; Agaricomycetes; Polyporales; Epitheliaceae. The transcript is spliced from 9 exons. The coding region runs from base 1 to 2457 and encodes 818 amino acids.
AUGUCCAACUCUUCCGCUCAACUACAGCUUUCCCCCACUCGCUCUCCCUCGCUCGCUGCCACUUUCUCUCGCUCUCCGCCUCGCGACACGCCCGCUACGCCGCAAUUCAAUCCUUCUCGUUCCCCGCAAGCUCCGCCUACCCCUCCGGACUCCUCCGCUCGUACCACGCACUCGGUCCCCUCGCCCCCGCUCUCCAGCGCAAGCCCUGGCGCAUCUUCAGACCUUUCGCUCUCCUCUGUUCUCUCCGCUAGCUCCCAGUUCCAGUCUCGAAUUCUCGACACACCCAUCGACCUGCACUGCCUCGCCCCCGAGCUUGACAGCCCGGCGGCAUCUCAAGCCUCCCUCGCGUCUGGUCAGAGCCUUAACCCGGCGAUGCCUGCGGACCAUGGAUAUGACAGUCCCACUCCCACGCAGGAGUCAGCUCCGCGCAAGGUCUACCUCGAUGCCCUUCCGCCUCCGUUCGUGCCUGCCGCCUCCAGAUCACAGGUUGACCAGGAGGACGCCUUCGAUGAUGAUGAUUCCGCGGAUUCACGCCCACCCAACGUGUACAUCAAUGGACUUCCGCCCAACUUCCCGGAGGAAGACCUGUUAGCUAUCACGCGUCCUUACGGCAACGUCCUCAGCGUUCGAACGUUCACUCGGCAUGUGAGCGACAAGCCGUCGGGAUACGGGUUCGUCUUGUUUGAGACUCUUGCCGCGGCAGAGAAGUGCAUCGAGGAACUCCGCACAUAUCGCAACCUCCAUCCUUCAUUCUCGAAGCAAGUCCACAAAAUCCCUGGGACCCCUUACGCUUCUGUGCCAUCGGCUCUUGUGAGCGCCGGGCCUGCGGACACCUUCAAGGCGAAAAUGGAACAGCUCGGCGAUGUAGCCUCUACGAACCUCUACAUGGAAGGGUUACCUCUGAGCAUCACCGAAGAUACGCUUCGUGCUCUUGUGACCCCAUUCCGCAUCAUGAGCUCUCGAUUCUUCCACACGCGACUAAGCAGUCCUCCUAGGAUCAUCGCGUUCGUCAGGCUUGAAUCUCGCGAUGCCGCAGAGGACAUCAUCGAAAGGCUGCAUGGUCGUCUUGUCCGAGGUUGGAACGAUGCCGGCUGCAGGAUAUCUGUCAGGUUCGCAGACACUGCUGAGCAGCGCGAGCUCAGGCGAACCGAGAGGCACACCCAGGAAGGAGACUCAUCUCCUGCUCGUCUUACUAUGGCUCGUGCGGCGUUGCUGAACCUGAAGGGGACUCAAUACCAAACGCCAUCUCCGCCGAUGACCGACAUCAACCUCGGCAGUCUCUCCAACCUCUCUAGCCCCAUCACCGGCUUCUCCUUCGGGAUGGAUUACGGAGGACAGCUUGCUGGCGCCUCUCCCUUGGGUGUACCGAACUCCGCGGGAAGCCCUGGCUCCCUCGACAACCUGAACGCCCAUCCGUCCCACAUCGCACCUCACAACGUCGGCCUCGAGUCGCAUCUUUCCGUCAACAACACCGCCGAUAGGCUUGACGACGACUCCGAGCUGCAGUUGGCGUUGCUGCGUCUACAAGGUUUACGCGGUCGCGCUCAGAAUGGCUACACUCCGGUCGAGCAACUCAUCCUACAGGCACACAAUCGCCAGCAAAAUACCCGCGGUCUGCAAUCGGAGGCACCUCAGGCCCGUGGCUCUUCGACGCGCGCUACCGGGAUAGCAGGACACCGUGUGACGAAUAACGCAUCUCGCGAACGCCGGCUACUCGACUAUCUCCCCCAGGUCUCAGAGGAAGAAUUCCAUGCCACUGCGAGCUUCAGCCAUCUCGCCAUCUCCCCUGAAGUCUCCGCCCAGCCAUUCUCUCGUGCUGGGGGCGAUUCUGUCCACGACACGCUCGCUCAUCAGCGCAACCACACACUGGCGACUCAGGGACAUCCGGAAGCCGAUCACAAGAGUCUCCGCAUCCGUUCCUCGACAUUACCCUCGCAGUAUCUCGGCACUCAUGCCGCUUCGGUUUCGACCACGAACACUACUCCUUUGUACGAUUCUAGCAGCAGCCUCAGCAGUAACGCGUUCCGCUCAUCCACCGCUACCCACAACCCCUGCAAACCCAUGCACGUCCAUUCGUUAUCACCAACUCUAUUCUCGAGCAAGAACAACGUGAACGUGCCCAGUACGGUGUCGCGCAUGCGCGUAGCCUCCACGACCGGUGCCGGGGUCAAGGCGCAGAAGACGGGUCCAAGUGGCACCUCGCUGAUACGACCAACGAUGGCCGCCCCCUCGUCGAGCCCGCACGAGGGCUCCGAGGGCUCCGAGGGUUCUCCCGCGGUAUCACCGGCCCUCACUUACUCGACGCGAACCCCGGCGUCGCUCAGUCCAUCUACCCCCUACUCCGGGUUCUUCCCGGACGGAGCGGAGUCGUUCAAUGUUCCCGGGGCUCCUUCCGGGACCGGCAAAGGCGAUAUGCGCGUUGAGGGUGGGAAUGGGGAGCACGGAUUGGACGCUUGA